AUGGAAACUCAAAAUGCUUUACUAAGUGAGGCACAAGAGGCUGCUUCGCUCUGUGGUGUGACCACCAACACUUCAAUCUCCACUCAUUUCGAAAGCAGUAAUGCAAUCAGAUUUGUUAUCCACAUCAGCGAAGGUGACGAAAGAUACCGCCCGGCUUUCAGCUGUUUGCUCGAGAAUUUCAAAGGUGCACAUUCUAUUACUCCUGAAGGUGCAAGAUUGGGUGAAGUUCUGGCAGAAGAGAACUUAGAAACAGUCCGGGAAAUGCUUUGGUGGUUGGACAUUGCUGAGCUUAGGAGAUUGGUCAGCAUCAAGGUGGGUCAAUAA
Molecule: messenger RNA, 324 nt
Organism: Candidozyma pseudohaemuli
Lineage: Eukaryota; Fungi; Ascomycota; Pichiomycetes; Serinales; Metschnikowiaceae
Exons: 1
Coding region: 1-324 (107 amino acids)
Source: RefSeq, a predicted model, not a curated record